UAAGAUGUUUUGUGGGCAGUGUUACCUGAAGUAGUUUGAAAAGUGUAGCUCUGAGUGUCAGAAGGUGUUACCAAGAGAUGAUGAUGCUUAGAGGAGGGCACAUGUGGUACAAUUGGGUACUGAAUACAGUCAAGACAUUAGCACCAUUUGUGCAGUAAUCAGAUAAUUUUCUAUGAAACAUGUUUUAUGAAAAUCUAAGUUUAGCAUAGAGACCAUUAUAGAGAUAAUUCAGCCUUUCAUAAGCAAUAAGUUCACAAAUACGGGCUUUAGUUCUUAAAAGUACAUGGCAGUUAUAUAAGAGAUGUAUGCUAUCCUUGGCUUUUUUUUUAAAAUCAUUCAGCAUAAAAAGUACUUAAUGCUUUUUGUGUUUUUCAGAUUCUCUGAAGUUACACCCAUCCCAGAAUUUUCAUAGAGCUGGACUAUUGGAAGAAUCUGUCUAUGAUCUUCUCCCAAAGGAGUUACAGUUACCUCCAUCCAGAGAAACAACUGUAGCAUCAAUGAGUCAAACAAGUGGUGGUGAGGCAGGCUCGCCUCCUCCAGCUGUAGUUGCUGCUGAUGCUUCUUCAGCUCCCUCCUCUUCCUCCAUGGGCGGUGCUUGCAGCUCCUUUACCACCUCUUCCAGCCCUACCAUUUAUUCUACCUCAGUCACCGACAGCAAGGCUAUGCAAGUGGAGAGCUGCUCCUCAGCCUUGGGGGUAAGUAACAGAGGGGUAAGUGAAAAGCAGUUAACCAGUAACACCCAGCAGCAUCCAUCAACACCGAAGAGGCACACAGUCUUGUACAUCUCACCACCACCUGAGGACUUGCUGGAUAACAGUCGGAUGUCCUGCCAGGAUGAGGGGUGUGGAUUGGAAUCUGAGCAGAGCUGCAGUAUGUGGAUGGAGGAUUCCCCCUCCAACUUCAGUAACAUGAGCACCAGUUCCUACAAUGAUAAUACUGAGGUACCUCGUAAAUCACGAAAACGAAAUCCAAAGCAGAGGCCUGGGGUCAAACGACGAGAUUGUGAAGAAUCUAAUAUGGAUAUAUUUGAUGCCGACAGUGCCAAAGCACCUCAUUAUGUGCUUUCUCAGCUUACCACGGACAACAAAGGCAACUCAAAAGCAGGAAAUGGAACAUUGGAAAACCAAAAAGGAACUGGAGUAAAAAAAAGCCCUAUGUUGAGUGGACAGUAUCCUGUUAAAAGUGAGGGAAAAGAGCUGAAGAUACUUAUACAACCUGAGACCCAGCAUAGAGCUCGGUACUUGACUGAAGGUAGCCGUGGCUCAGUCAAGGAUAGAACACAGCAAGGCUUUCCUACAGUAAAGCUGGAAGGCCAUAAUGAGCCAGUAGUGUUGCAAGUGUUUGUGGGUAAUGACUCUGGUCGAGUGAAACCACAUGGAUUUUAUCAGGCCUGCAGGGUAACUGGGCGAAAUACAACUCCCUGCAAAGAAGUGGACAUUGAAGGCACUACUGUUAUAGAAGUUGGCCUUGAUCCGAACAACAACAUGACACUAGCGGUGGACUGUGUAGGGAUAUUGAAAUUGAGAAAUGCUGAUGUUGAAGCCAGAAUAGGAAUUGCUGGUUCCAAGAAGAAAAGCACUCGUGCCAGAUUGGUUUUUCGAGUUAAUAUCACAAGGAAAGAUGGCUCCACUUUGACACUGCAGACACCCUCUUCUCCGAUUUUAUGUACUCAGCCAGCAGGAGUGCCAGAAAUUUUAAAGAAAAGUUUGCAUAGCUGUUCAGUGAAAGGAGAGGAAGAAGUAUUUUUAAUUGGCAAGAACUUUCUGAAAGGAACUAAAGUGAUUUUCCAAGAAAAUGUUUCUGAUGAAAACUCUUGGAAGUCAGAAGCUGAAAUCGACAUGGAAUUAUUUCAUCAGAAUCAUCUUAUUGUAAAGGUUCCCCCAUAUCAUGACCAACAUAUAACUUUGCCAGUAUCAGUGGGAAUAUAUGUAGUGACCAAUGCUGGAAGAUCUCAUGAUGUUCAACCAUUUACUUACACUCCAGACCCAGCAGCAGCUGGUGCUUUGAAUGUAAAUGUGAAGAAGGAAAUAUCUAGUCCAGCAAGACCUUGCUCUUUUGAAGAGGCCAUGAAAGCUAUAAAGACUACUGGAUGUAAUUUAGAUAAGGUAAAUAUUCUUCCUAAUGCUCUGAUCACUCCACUCAUAUCAAGCAGUAUGAUUAAGAGUGAAGAUGUUACUCCAAUGGAAGUGACAGCAGAAAAAAGAUCUCCUAUUUUUAAGACUACAAAGACAGUUGGAUCAACUCAACAAACAUUAGAAAAUAUCUCUAACAUGACAGGAAAUGGCUCUUUUUCAUCAUCAUCAUCUUCUCACUUACCCUCUGAAAAUGAAAAGCAGCAGCAGAUUCAGCCCAAGGCAUACAAUCCAGAAACCCUGACAACUAUCCAAACACAGGACAUUUCACAGCCUGGUACCUUUCCAACAGUUUCUGCUUCUAGUCAGCUGCCUAACAGUGAUGCACUACUGCAGCAGGCCACACAGUUUCAGACAAGAGAAACUCAAUCUAGAGAGGUAUUACAGUCAGAUGGAACUGUGAUUAAUUUGUCGCACCUGACUGAGGCUUCACAGCAACAGCAGCAGCCACCACUACAAGAACAAUCACAGACUUUACAGCAGCAGAUUUCAUCAAGUAUGUUCCCAUCACCAAGUAGUGUGAGUCAGAUACAGAACACCAUUCAGCAGUUGCAAGCUGGAAGUUUUAGCGGCAGUACUGCUAGUGGCAGCAGUGGAAAUGUUGACUUGGUUUUAGAGGCACAACAAGUUUUAGAGGCACAACAAGUUUUAGAGGCACAACAACAGUUAUCUUCAGUUUUGUUUUCUACUCCAGAUGGUAAUGAGAAUGUUCAAGAACAGCUUAGUGCAGACAUUUUUCAACAAGUCAGUCAAAUUCAAAAUAGUGUAAGCCCUGGAAUGUUUUCCCCGACAGAGCCAGCAGUCCAUACCAGACCAGAUAAUUUAAUAGCUGGAAGAGCUGAAAGUGUUCACUCACAGACCGAAAACACAUUAUCUAAUCAACAGCAGCAGCAGCAGCAACAGCAGGUGAUGGAAUCAUCAGCUGCAAUGGUGAUGGAGAUGCAACAGAGUAUCUGCCAGGCUCAGAUUCAGUCGGAAUUAUUUCCUUCACCUGCUUCAGCAAAUGGAAAUCUUCAGCAAUCUCCAGUUUACCAGCAGACUCCUCAUAUGAUGAGUGCAUUACCUACCAGUGAAGACAUGCAAAUGCAAUGUGAAUUGUUUUCUUCUCCUCCUGCAGUUUCUGGAAAUGAAACUAAUACAACCACCACACAGCAGGUUGCAACCCCUGGCACUACCAUGUUUCAAACGUCAAGUUCAGGAGAUGGAGAGGAAACAGGCACACAAGCAAAACAGAUGCAGAACAGUGUCUUUCAGACCAUUGUCCAAAUGCAACAUAGUGGGGACAGUCAACCUCAAGUUAACCUUUUUUCAUCUACAAAAAGUAUGAUGAGUGUUCAAAAUAGUGGUGCCCAGCAACAAGGUAAUGGUUUAUUCCAGCAAGGUAAUGAGAUGAUGUCACUCCAAUCUGGAAAUUUUUUGCAGCAGCCUUCUCAUUCACAGGCUCAGCUUUUUCAUCCUCAAAAUCCUAUUGCUGAUGCUCAAAACCUUUCCCAGGAAACUCAAGGCUCUAUUUUUCACAGCCCAAGUCCUAUUGUUCACAGUCAGACUUCUACAACCUCCACUGAACAGAUGCAGCCUCCAAUGUUUCACUCUCAAAGUACCAUGGCUGUGCUACAGGGUUCUAAUGUUCCUCAAGAUCAGCAGUCGGCCAACAUAUUUAUUUCCCAAAGUCCAAUGAAUAAUCUUCAGGCUAAUGCAGUAGCCCAGGAAGAACAGAUUUCAUUUUUUGCAGCUCAGAACUCAAUUUCUCCACUUCAGUCAACGUCAAACACUGAGCAGCAAACUGCUUUCCAACAGCAGCCUCCAAUGUCACACAUUCAGACCCCCAUGCUUUCUCAAGAACAGGCACAACCCUCCCAGCAAGGUCUGUUCCAGCCUCAGGUAUCCCUGGGCUCCCUUCCUCCUAAUCCAAUGCCUCAAAACCAACAAGGGACAAUCUUCCAGGCACAGCACUCAAUAGUUGCCAUCCAGAGUAAUUCCCCAUCCCAGGAGCAGCAGCAGCAGCAACAGCAGCAGCAACAGCAGCAGCAACAGCAGCAACAACAACAGAGUAUUUUAUUCAGUAAUCAGAAUACCAUGGCUACAAUGGCAUCUCAAAAACCACCACCACCAAACAUGAUAUUCAACCCAACUCAAAAUCCAAUGGCUAAUCAGGAGCAACAGAACCAGUCAAUUUUUCACCAACAAAAUAAUAUGGCCACAAUGAAUCAAGAGCAACAACAGCCCAUGCAAUUUCAGAACCAGCCCACAGUUUCCUCACUUCAAAACCCAGGUCCUACCCAGUCUGAAUCGUCACAGACUUCCUUGUUCCAUAGCUCUCCUCAGAUGCAGCUGGUCCAGGGGUCACCCAGUUCUCAAGAGCAGCAAGUAACUCUCUUCCUCUCUCCAGCAUCCAUGUCUGCAUUGCAGACGAGUAUAAACCAACAAGAGAUGCAACAGUCUCCUCUUUAUUCCCCUCAGAACAACAUGCCUGGAAUUCAAGGAGCCACAUCUUCACCUCAACCACAGACUACUUUAUUUCACAACACUACAGGAGGCACAAUGAACCAACUACAAAAUUCCCCUGGCUCGUCUCAGCAGACUUCAGGAAUGUUCUUAUUUGGCAUUCAAAAUAACUGUAAUCAGCUUUUAACUUCUGGACCAGCUGCAUUGCCAGAUCAGUUGAUGGCCAUAAGUCAGCCAGGCCAACCACAAAACGAGGGCCAGCCACCUGUGACAACACUUCUUUCUCAGCAAAUGCCAGAGAAUUCUCCACUGGCAUCUUCUAUGAACACCAACCAGAACAUUGAAAAGAUUGAUUUGCUUGUUUCAUUGCAAAACCAAGGGAACAACAUGACUGGCUCCUUUUAACUGGAUAUAAAUUCCAUGAAGAAAAUCCUGAUUCCAAGAUGUCCUGAGAUCUUGUGAUUCCAUGAGGAUUAUUGAACUGUUACUUUAAAAACAAAAUGAAAUAUGAAAAACUAUGAUGGAGUAAAUGGAUAGAUUUUACUCUGGCGGCAAAUGAGCACACCUAUGCUGCCUGUUGCAGUGACUAGCCACCAUCGUUAACAUGUUCAGAUUUUGUAUUCCUAAUAGCACUGAUGACUGAGAAUCUGCUUGAGUUUCAAGCUGACAGAUUUAAUUGUUGCUAUUUUCCUAGGGGCUAUUUCUUUAAAAGUACAGUUUAAAUUUAAAAGCUGGACUGCUCAGUUAUUAUUGCUAUUAGAAAAUAACCCAUAUUGUCAUGUUUACUUUUGUUCUUUGUCAUUUUCUUUCCUGCAUUGUUUUAGUCAAAUAACAGCUUUUGAAAAAGGAAAAUUCAAAUAAUAACUAAGGCUGUGACUUUUCAAUAUAAAAAGCACAGCUAUUGGCCAAAGUGAAGGAAUCCUUUUUCAGUUUUUAUAGAAAACUGGAGAGAUAGCAUUCUGACAAGUAAGCUGUAUUAAGAGCUUUACACAGAGAAGAGGCUUCUUUAUCACAAAGGCAGACAACACACAACUGGGAACAGCUGGAGUGCUAUUGAUUUUAUUUUUCAGAUUGUUGUUUAAUUCUCUGUAUUUCUGAUAAGGAGUUCAGCCAUAAGUACAUAGAAGAAUAAUUAUCUUGCUCUUUAAAAAGUGAAGGGGAUAAUAUUGUGGUAAAUUAUAUCUGAUAUCCUCUUGCAGUAGUUAAAAUUGACACAGCAAUUUAAAUCUGUUUUCUUCUUAACCCAGUCUUGGGCUGGUUGUUCCCUUUUUAUAUUCAUCUAUAUUAUUCCCUUCCUUUUCACUUUAUUUUAAAAAAUUGGUAAUAUAUUCCUAGCUUUGUGACCCUGUAGCAUCUUAAGGAAAAGGCCACUUUGAUCUGGGGUAACCCAACAAGUCCUGCAGCACAGGUAGGAGGUGUAAGGAGAGCUGAUUUUCAGGAAUGAGGAGAGCUGAUUCCUGAGAAACAAAAAACAAUGCAUUUUUCUCCAUGAACGGUGCUGUUCUGAAGUCUUCAAAUUUUUCCCUCUAAUGGGAAACAGUAUAAAUUUUAAUUUUUAAAAGGCAAAGUAAAAUUUCUUGAAGCAUAACUUCUCCAUGAGCUGCAGUGAGUGUAAUUUACUUGUCACCUUAGUGCUUUACAGUUUGAAGUGGUCACUAUCUGAUGGUUCCCAUAAGCCUUAGGCUUUACAGGGUCAUGUCAUUGACUUAAAAUGAAGAAUUAACUUGUGUUUCAUCUAUAGAGAGCAAAAUAACACACUCCAGAACUUGUAGUUGUAGCAGUUAUACAGUUUUGGGUGUUCUUACCACCCAUGGGAUGCUUGCUUCUCAUUACAACCUGUUGUCUAGACACAUGCUUAUGUCUUAUUUUUCUUUUGGCAUGUAGAAAGCUGUUAAUACAGUUUAAGGCCAAACUGUUUGUGGCUUCUAUAUGUAGAUAAGAUGUUUUGGUAUCUUGUCAGUUUCAUUUAUUUUUUUAAGUGUACAAAAAAAAUAGCCUGUUGAUUGUUUGUUGAAGGCUAUUUUUCUCUUUGGUUUGUUGUUGUUGUUAUUUUUUCUAUCCUCUACAUUUAGUUAAACUUAGUGGAAUUGUGGUCUUGGUUUUGUUUAUACAGUCAGAUUUUUCCCCUUUUUUUGUGAUCUUCCUUGGUUCUUUGAAUGUGCUCUUCUUCUAAUUUGUUUUUUUUUCUUACUCAUAUAUUCUUCCCAUCACCCCCAACCUUCCUUUCUCUCUCUGAUUGAGAGGCAUUGAAUUACGUUUUCAGUAGUACAGGCUUCUUGCCGAUAUGAAGGGAACUUUUCAGAAAGAGACCUACUCUGGGUCAUUUAAUUUUGAAUACAGUUUUCAAUCGUUCAAGUUUUGGAUGGUUUAUAUCUAAUGUGUGUUUCAUUUUUUUGGAAAGCUAUAUUUUGUAUUUAGGAAAUGGUAUACUAUUUUGCUAUUUGUACUGAGUGAGUACAUUGGCAUAAAUAUAGAAAUUUAUAUAUAUACAUAUAUAUAAACUAUUCUUUUUUGCCACACAUUUUUGUGGUAAAUUUGUGAGUUAGUCUGAUGUUCUACCACAACGUGGCGUCUGAUAACAGUGAGGGGGGGUUUGUUAUGUCUUUAUUGAGUAUUUAAGUAUCUUUUGAAACAAAUGACCUGUUUAUCUGUGGCCAUUCCAUCAGGCAGUUCUUUGAUGUUCCUAGUGGGCUAAAGGCAGCUUACUGUGUGUUUGCUGGAUAUUUUACUCAGCAAAAUGUUAGAGUAAGGAAACCCAUCUAGGCAGUUGUGUCAAAUGGUGUUUCAUGAGAAUGAGCCAUUCAGUCUUUGCUCACUAUAUAUUUAAUAUUUUAUUAUUGUUAUUAUUAUUAUUAAUUGGCUUUCUGUGUUCUAUGCUUUUUUAUUUAUAAAGACACUAAAAAUGUUUGUAAUUUUAAUAACAUUUUCCCCACCUUGUAAUAUCCAGAGCUACUUUAUAAAUUCUCUGAACUGAAAGCAUUUUCCUCAAUAUAUCUCUUCUCCCCCAUCACUAUCGAGAAAAAUUACUCAAUAUAGUUCAGGUUAUGAGAAAGAUCAGCCACACAAUCCAGUGCUUCAGUUUUAAAAUGUAAAACUCCAACUGCAGAGGGAACAUUGCUCUAUGGAUGAAGUGGUGGCAAGAAGACUGGCUGUGUGCUGAUUUCUGUUGUUUAGCAAGAGGUUUAUCAUUGUAAAAUGCUGAUUGCCAAUGCCAAGUCACCAGGGACCAAUUUUCUGUUUUAUAAUAUCUAAGUUUAGAACAGAACAUACACCUGAAUGGUUUGAUUGGACAGAGACAGAAAACCCAGUUUUUAUUUUCAUAAAAUUUGUGGUUAUUUAUACAAGGGCUGUGCUAUGCUACCAUAUUCUUAUUCAAUAAUGAUGUUGUGUGUUUUUUUUUUAACAUUAUUAAAUGUUCCUUAUCCCUAAAGGUCAAUGUUAGGUACAGCAUUCUGAAUAUACAAUUUGGUUACAAAAAUAUUUAUCUUCUUAUUGAAGAGUUAGCUUAGUGGUCAGUGGUUGAUACUUGUGUGCUAAUAAUACAGUUUCCAGAUUACUGUUACAAGUUAUUCAUGGCAGAAGGUCCUAAAUAAGUUAUGAACCACAUUUUACUCCUUUGUUUUGUUAUAUUCAGUUGUUCUUGCUUUAGCAACUCACAUUAAUGCUUGGAGCUUAUCUCUGUGUCUGUGUUAGUGUUUGUGUGUGUUGUAUUCCUUAUUGUCAUUCCAUUAUAUAUCAACACCAACAUGGGAGAAGAUAAUUAGAAGUCAUAAUUUUGCUUCUGAGCUUUAUCAUGUUACCUUUGUAGUUAGAGUCAUGUUUUUAUUUAGCCAAUGCAAAUCUGUUUUCACCAGUCUCCCAGAACAGGUGUUUUUAUGACUUUGUUUGUUAUAAAUGCAGUAUUAAUGAGGGACCUUCCUUCCUUUUUUCCCUUCCUCCCUUCCUUUUUUCCUUUCCUCUCCUUCUCCUCCUCUUCUUUCUCCUUUCUUUCCCUUCCUUUUUGUAAUACUGUAUAUGCUAUAGUUGGGAGUUUCAUUGUAUGUGCAUUUCUGGCCCAUCAGAACUUCAUUUAAUCUGCUAAGGGGAAGUAGUGUCCAAGGAAAUGAGAAAGUACUUAUAGCUGAGUCCCUCUAGAAUUAAGAUAAUUCCUUUUGACUAAGCCAUUCUAGAUGCUUGUUUUGGAAAAGUAAUAUCUGUUUAGACUCAGCACUAAUUAAAGAACAGAAUUAAAUGCUUUAAUUAAUAAGUCAAAGUCUUAAAUUCAAUAUAACUUAAAAAUAUUCACCAGAAGUAACUUGAGAAUUUUUUAUCUUUCUGGUGAAAUUUUCUGUUCUAAUAUCUGUUUCCUAGUUGAUUUUUUUAAUCAGUUGAAAAUUAUAUUAAGACCUGUGAGCUUUACUUAGCUUCAUGACCACAGGCUGCAUCCCUAACCAAGACAACCAUGUUAUAGCUGAAUGACUUUGGUUAUAUGCAGGGAGAGACUUGAUGAAAGAGAGAGACUGAAUAGUUCAGCAGCUUUAUUAGAAUAAUAACUAAGAGAACAUACCCUACUAAGUGGUUUAGUAAAAUCUAAUAACAUGUAUAAAAAGGUUUUCUCCUCUGCUUAUUUGUAUCAGUAGAGCUAAAUUGUGGAGAUAAUGUUCAUAAUGUAGUAAAUGUCAAAAUAAUACCUACAAUGUAAUUUGUGAAUUGUCCCAGGGCUGUAAUUACUUCUUUAGUCCCCAUUGAUUUUCAUGCCAUUCUAGCCUCACUUAUUAAUAAAAUUAUAUUUUUAUUCUUUCUCUUUUGGACAUUUUAAAAUUAAUGUUUUAUAUCUAAAUUAAAUGAGAGAGUGCCUUUUACCAUGAUAGUGCCCCUCUUUUUGUAGUUUCCUUUUUCACUAUUGCCAAAAAAACAUACAUUAUUUUAAUAGGUCCCAGUUUGAACUUUUCCACUUAGCCAUUCUCUUUUCUUCAUUUCUUUCUUUUCUUUUUGAAAAUCUACUUGGCUUUAUUAAGCAAUUCAUGAAUUGGGCAGCAUCCCAUCUAGCAACCAGAAGGGCACUAUAAGGGGUUGUGCCAAAUAGAAGGUUUUUAUAGCUCUUUUUCUUAAUCAUCACAGGAAACAACUUCAUAAGUUUCUAACUCCUUUUUGCAUAAGAGUAACAGAAAAGAUACAUUAUCAGAAUCAUUCCUCUGAGGGAGGGUAAGUAAAAGAUAACAGAAUUAUACUAUUUAGGUUUUAUAUAAAUUAACUAAAUUUGUCUUCAUCUCAGCCAACUAAUGAUAGAUCUUACCUGAAUGCUAGUAAAAUUUUUACUACCUAUGAGACACCAUGCAUACACAUGUGUGUGUAGUUAAAUUUCAGGGAGUGUUCAAAGCAUCUUCUGUGGUCUUAAUUAGAUGAGUGAAAAUAAGUCACAAACACAUAGUUUAAAUAAAAUCUGUAAUGUCAAUUUUUCUAACUAGACAGGGCCAACUAAUUAAUUAUAGUGCACUUCUUGCUCAUCAGAGCCUCAAUAAUCUACCUAUGAAAAAUAGUGUUAAAAGAAAUGAAGAAGUUAUAUCUGAGUCUCUCCAGAUCUAAGAUCUGAAUUGAGUAUUUCUCUGGUUUUUGUUAAUUUUGCCUAUGUUCCAUCCAGCUCCUUACACGGUGGUGGUGCCUGAAGAAAGGACCAUCAGCAACAGGUCAGGAUAGAAUUAGCUUUGGGAUGAGCUGCUUUCCUCAUGUGAGUAUUUCCAUGGUUGUUAGUGACCCUGAUGACUGCAAACAUUUAUGCAAUAUUCCUAAUACCCUAUUGAUAGUAUGCACUUUAAUCAUUCCAAAGAAGUCAAGGAUGCUGUAUAGUAAUGAUUUUUUCUUAAUGAAUACAUCUUAACCAUUUAGAAUGUUUAUGUCCCUUUUUAUUUUGGACAGUAAGUUCAUAUAAGUGUUAUGUGAAUAUUUUCUAAAAUGACUACAGUCGGACUUAGACUUUGAGAUGUAAUAAGGGGAAAUGAUUACACUUCAGGAAAUCAUUUUAGAAACAUUAAAAUGAUCAGCUUGCUAAUUUAUAUGUUUGAGAGUUAAUUAAACCCAGCCCUCUUCCUAUAUAUUUUAUGUCAUGUACAUAAGAACAUUACAGUAUAUAGUUUUCUACAUAUAUGAUAUGUAUAAUCCAGUGGUUCUCAAAAUAUGUCCUUAGCCUACCAGCUAACAUCAGUAUCGCCUGAGAACUAGUUAGAAAUGCAAAUUCUUAAGGCCUAUCCCAGGUACACUGAAUUAGAAACUCUGGAGUGGGGCUCAGCAGUCUGUGUUUUAACACCCUCCAGGUGAUCUGGUGCAUGGGUCACGUUUGAAAAUUACUGGUAUAAACUAUUUACAGUAAGAUCUAAAAAGCUGUUUUUUCCCCUGCUCAUAUAGUUAUACUUUGUUCUCUAAGUAAAUUCAGCUUGAUCUGGUUAUUCAUAAUCCUUUAUUGGCAAUGAUAACUUAUUCUCCAUACUGCUUAUAGUAUAUUUUAUGUAUAUAUACAAUUAGUCUAGUUAUUGAUAAUUCAGUUAACUUAGUUGGGCAUAUUCCUCCCACUUACUAAAAAGUUUACAUUACAUUAAGUGACUGAUUUAAAGAUAUAGGUGCAAUGUUUUAUAUUUCUUUUAAUUGUUAUGACAUUUAAGUAGCUAAUAUAAUUGACAGGUGCUAAAUUAUUCUGUUUAUGCAUAAAAUGGGUACAUUGUGGGCAGUGAUAAUACAAGCUUUUUUUUCAUUGCCUCUUAUUUUACCAGCAGACAACAAUUUUGGUGUGGCUAGGCCAACUCUCAGAACAAAUUUGUCAUUCCUAUAUUUAUAUUUAUAUCUGAGAUAUUAAACAAGAUGGCUGGCCAGAUCAACAAAGCACCUUAUUUAAUUACUUUUUUUUGAACACAUGAAACUUCUUUAAAAGUAGCUUGCUUAGUAUGAGAACUGCUGCAGUAGAGUUAUAGCUGUAUACUUCAGACAACGAUUUACUAAAAUCUUAAACAAGACAGUAAUGCAUUAUAUAAUUUGGGCAUUUCUCCCUUGUCAGUGUAUGCACCAUGGUAAAUAUAAACUAACCACCAUAAGUCAAGUGAUUUAUUCAUUCAUUUUCAUCUUCCUGUGUAAUUAAUACCUCCUGUAAUUGUUCUACUCUUCCUCCCGGUGUUUACAAAUCAAUUAACUCAUGAAAGAAAAAUGCACAUUUCAAAAUAAAACUAAUUAUAUACUCUAUAAAAAUCACUACUGCUUAAUACUAGCAGUGGAAAUGUAAGUGGCUUACUCUACAAACUAUGGUGCUGGCAAAUACAUAGGCAAACUGUUGGGAGAUGCUCUAGCUACAUUCCUUCUUUCUUGUUCCCUGUCCUCUCUCUCUCCCCCACUUGAUUGCAUAAUAGUAUUCUGUACCCAAAACACUCUACCAUAAUUCUGUUUGACUUUAAAUUGUAAUAUCUCUUUUAAAAGCCCAUAUUUAAGCCUCAUAUCACCCCUGCCUUUUUUUCCCUCAGAAGUAAUUUGCCUGAAUUGAAUAGCUCAUGGGGAUCACUUGUUAUUUUAGCUAAUGAACCUCAGGACAGCACACACACAUACACACACACACACCCCAUCUCAGAUGUUUGAGAAUGGGAUUGGAAUCAGACUAAUGUGUCCAGUAAAGGCUGUCCACUGAAGUGUUAUGACUUUAGGGACUACAGACUGAUUCCAAUGACAUUCAGCUAAUUCUUUUCAUCUAAUGAAUGUAUCUUCACACCUUGUUCUCUUAUUUCUAAUUGAUAAGCUCCAAGUAGUUGCUAAUUUUUUUGACAACUUUUACUUCGUCUUUUAAAUAAAUAUAUUACAAGUAUUUCAUUAACCUAUUCUCAAGUGGUUUAGCUACCAUUCUGCCAUUUAAAUUUUAUUUGCUUGAGCACACUGAUCAACCACUGAACUGCCUUCUUCCAUUGUCCUACAAUGACUAUUUUUGUGUAUGUGGCUUUCAUAGUUGGGGUUGCAGAGCACUGACACCAGAUAUUUUCAGUUUGUUCUCUGGGGGAAUUUUAUUUGCAUCUAUGUUUUUAGCUAUCUGUGAUAACUUGUUAAAUAUUAAAAAGAUAUUUUGCUUCUAUUGAACAUUUGUAUACUCGCAACUAUAUUUCUGUAAACAGCUGCAGUCAAAAUAAAAAAAUUGAAAGUUUUCAUUU
This is a messenger RNA of Myotis davidii, 12730 nucleotides long. RefSeq names its product nuclear factor of activated T-cells 5, tonicity-responsive (gene NFAT5). The transcript has 14 exons. Bases 498 to 4982 code for a protein of 1494 amino acids. Lineage: Eukaryota; Metazoa; Chordata; Mammalia; Chiroptera; Vespertilionidae. Gene Ontology annotation, molecular function: RNA polymerase II cis-regulatory region sequence-specific DNA binding; DNA-binding transcription factor activity, RNA polymerase II-specific; transcription factor binding. The record is from RefSeq and is a predicted model, not a curated record. Gene Ontology annotation, biological process: calcineurin-NFAT signaling cascade; regulation of transcription by RNA polymerase II; cytokine production. Gene Ontology annotation, cellular component: transcription regulator complex.